Messenger RNA from Penicillium crustosum, 1344 nucleotides. RefSeq lists its product as uncharacterized. The record is from RefSeq and is a predicted model, not a curated record. Lineage: Eukaryota; Fungi; Ascomycota; Eurotiomycetes; Eurotiales; Aspergillaceae. The transcript has a single exon. The coding region runs from base 1 to 1344 and encodes 447 amino acids.
AUGCCAUUAAAGCAGGUCAAGUUCGGCCAGUACGAACGUCCCUUUGACACGCUUGAGCUCUUUUAUCGCGGCGUUGCAGCAACUGGCUCGCCUUUCCAGAAGGAACAGUACCAUAUAUCCAGUGUCAUUCAGCUUAAAAAUCUGCCUUCUGUCACACAAUUACGCCAAGCGUGGAAAGGGCUACGGUACCAACACCCGCAGAUCGCAGCUACUUCUGAUGAAACAAGUUCUCGGUUGGUCUACACGGUUCCGUCCCCAGAUAUCCUUGAAGAUUGGCUGCAAAUGACAUUUGCUGUGCACUACAACGAGACUCGCCGCGCUGAGAGUCUUGAUGCAGUCCUCCCUCAAUCCUCCCUAUUCAUGCUUCAUUAUCUACCACAGUCAAGGGAGUUAUUCUUCCGUACACCGCAUUGGCGCACCGAUGGAACAGGCAUGAUACUGCUACAGCACGACUAUUUGGCUCUGUUAGCUGAAGGUCCUCAGUCUACCCUGAAAUUUGAUGGCUCUGAGGUGUCACGCAUACCCCCAAGCUUGGAUGAAGCGGCUGGUAUAUCACUUGACAUUACGGACGAAAUGAAAGUGGCCACCGAAGCUGAGUUGGCCGUUAUUGCCAAUGGGACAGCGCCUUCUUCUAUUGUCCAGACUCUUCCGAAUACAACACCAGGGAACUCGCGCCGUCUAAGUACUUUUUUCCCCAAAGAACUUAGUGAGCGACUCAUCGCGGCUAGUAAGCUCCGCGGCCUGAAGGUGACAGCAGCUGUCCAAUCUGCCCUUAUUCUUGCUGUGCGGCCACAUCUAACUCCUAUGGACGGUCGCCUAGUCUGCUUCAACACAUAUGAUGUUCGCGAUCGGGUUCCGGCGCCUUGGAGUGGGCCUCAGGGAGCGACUGGUCUGUAUCAUACAGGCCGGCCCUGUAGCAUUGACUUGGUUGCCAACAAGGAUUACAAUACCAUCGCUACCACUUUGACUUCCCAUUACCAGCGCGAUUUAGAACCACUUUUCAAAAUUUUGCCAUGUUAUGUACAGACCAUCGGAUCACUGCUGGCAACACCGCUAGAACUAGCAAUCCAAGCACCAGGUGCCGCACAUCCCGAGCUGAGCUCACUUGGUGUUAUCGAAGACCGUCUGCCAACAGUUCAUGCAGGCCCCGCAACCACGGUGGAGAUUGAAGACUGGUGGCUAGGUGUUCAAAUUAUCAAUCGGGUUUUGCAGACGUACCUAUGGACGCGUGAGGGCGAACUACAUCUCACUUGUCAUUUCAAUGACGCCUUUUAUGAGCGUGAAUUUGUCGAGGGAUUUUUAGAGGAGUGGAAAGCCAAGUUAGUGGAGGAGCUGAUUGCCUAA